Molecule: messenger RNA, 3534 nt
Organism: Neoarthrinium moseri
Lineage: Eukaryota; Fungi; Ascomycota; Sordariomycetes; Amphisphaeriales; Apiosporaceae
Exons: 3
Coding region: 1-3534 (1177 amino acids)
Cellular component (GO): nuclear pore
Molecular function (GO): structural constituent of nuclear pore
Source: RefSeq, a predicted model, not a curated record
AUGUCCUCUAGAGAUCCCUUGUACCUGCACAAGGAAACUAGACUGAACCUGGAGGCCCCGUCGAGUGCGCUGAUCGUCAAUGUGAAGCUGCCCUCUGGCAGUGCGACAGCCCGAGGCCAGAGACGACCGCACCCGCCCGACGAGGACGAGAAGCUGUUCCGCUCCAGGAACUGCGCCGUCGCCUCGUCCAUCUACCACCGCAAGCACCAUGCCGCCCCCAGGAGCUUCCUCUGGCGCGUCCUGGACGCCGACACCCUGCUGAGCGUCCGCUGCAUCGACGUCUGCAAGACCAAGAAAUCCCCCGAUGCGAACCUGGUUGUCAAUCUCCGCUUCACUCAGCCCAUACGCCCCUCGUGCGUCGCCCUCGCGGACUCCCCCGACCAUGACGCACUCAGCGUCUUCGUCGUCGACCAGUCGAACCAGUUCUUCACCAUCACCCUGAAGCCCGAGCACUUCCGCAGGCCUUCGCCAGCCGAUAUCGCCGACUUGUGCAAAGUACACUCCUCGGCUGCGUUGGGCAUCAAGGUCGCCCACCGCCUGAUUGCCGCCGACGACAACCUCCUCGUCGUGACCACUCACGACGGUGGUAUUCUGAAGUUGGACAGGAACAGAGGCCAUGACUCUUUUCGACAACCCUGGAGGGAGACGCAGUAUAACUCCAAGGGCUGGGGUCAGAGUUUUAGAGGCUUCCUCAAGGGAAGCCACACGGUCAAGCAUGGCAACGUGAACAUGGAUCUCAGUGCUGCUUCCUCGGUGGCCACGACGGAUCUUGGCCAACAAGAGGCCUCGUUUCUCUUCACCGUUUGCCUGGAUCACCGCUUACGCAUAUGGAACUUGCAGAACGGACAGAUCCUACACACCCAAGACAUUCUCAAUGCUGAACGGAACCCCCAAGAAAUCGGUAAAUGGACCAUAGAUCCUUCCCAGUGCAAUCUGAUCAAGGUCGUCGGUGAGACAGAGGGGAAGCGUCUUUGCGUCACAUAUUCGCCUGUAGGCGCCGGGGAGUUCAAAUUCUGGAAGCUCGAGGCCGACCCCGACGAAGGCGGCGUCGCCAUUAACCCCUUCUUCAAGGAUUCCCAGCUCAUCCCUCCGCCGCCCGCGGGCUCUGAUGUCUGGACACUGGCCGAUUUCACCGUAGCCCAUGAUGGUCCCCACGGCACGCGGUUAUGGGUGCUGUGGAAGAACAACAUGACCUACAGGGUACAUUAUCUUGCCUUUACUUUUGAAGAGGUUGAUGAUGCGUGGCAGAAUGGGUGGACUGGUGUUUACUGCGACAACACGAUACCUACGGCGCAAUCCUCUGGCCCGGGUGACGCUACAGAUGCUACCGAGAAGUGGCUACAGCUCAUCUUGGCUCCUGGCCGGUUCACAAAGGCCACUCUCGAAACGGCCUUGACCAUUUAUGAGCAAGGUUUGGGCUUGGCAAAGGACUCGUCGGCUCGGACCAGCAAAGGAUUGGCAGAGUCUAUCUGCUCCGUUCUCGGCUCGACAUCUUCUCUUGAAAGGAGCUCAUCUGCGUCUGGAGGGAUGAACUACGAAGGAUUCCGAGUUGCCAAUGACAUGCAGUGGCGCCGCUUUUACCGGCUCGUCGUCGAGUUGGACAAGCAGCGCGGUGAAGCCCUGUCAUUGUCCUACGAGCCAACUUCAGGUCAGCCUUGGGUGGCUUGCGCAGACGGCCUCUCGUCAAUCCGAGAGUGCAGUCGACUGGAGCAAAUAUGUCACAAUCCUGGUGCUCGCCUGGAGGGCUACGAGAAUGUGUCACUGCUCAUCUCCACUGGGCUAAACUUCGUCGACAUAUUCUCGCACAGUAUGCUCCAAACUUGCAACGCAGUAUUGCGCUGUGAGCUACUUGAAGAUUCCACAAAAACGGACGAUGAACGGAUUCAAUAUUUUUCAGACAAGGCAGCUUUCUGGCGGCAGACAUCUGACGAUGAUUGUGCUCAAGUCACCGAUGCUUUGGGCCAGAACUUUUCGGCAGUCAGCACGGAACUGUAUGGUAGAACCGUCUCUUUGAUGAAUGCUCCUGCCGACUCUCAACGCCAAACCCCAUACCCUCUGACCGACUUUGGGCGCAAAAUAGCCGUCCGAGCUAUUCAGGAGACGGUCGAGCUUCAAUGGAACGUCUGUUUCAGCCAGCUUAUUCUUCUUGUCCACAUGGAGUUCGAAUUCGAUGUACCCGAGGACGCGCUCCAUCAUCGCAUGGACAUUGGCACUGUCUACCGCUAUCUCAUCAAGUGCCUCCAGAGGCUGGAGCUGGUACGAUGGUUGGCAAAGACACAGCUUUUGGUGCCGCUUCCAAAGGCAGACCGGUCUGGUUCUAUUUCAGGUGGCUCGCCUGCCCUCACGAAGCGUUCGGCCGAGGAAAGCCAAGUAAUCACUGCCUUGGAAGGACUGGUUGGCCACCUCCUAGGGACUUGCGAGAUGGCGGGGACGCCUUCGAGCAUCACAGACAUCGCAUCGAAUGUGUGUGCGACAGACAGCGAUAUUCAGUUACCGCCUCACCUUUUCCAGUGCGCACUGCUUUAUCAGAACAGGCCGGAUCUUGCUGCCGAGCUUGGUCCAUUCUGCGAUCAUGACCCCUUUUCAACAUAUGUCCAGGGGCGUGUACAUCUCGGUCUCAAAGACUACUCGACUGCGGCCACAUACUUCAAAAAGGCAGCAUACGGUCUGAGUCGGCCAACGAAGAACCCUGACAGGCAUAGCAGUGGACUGCUCGACGAUACAGAGUGGCGAUUGUUGCAUGCUGGUAUGCCACAAUACUAUGCUCAUGUUGUCUCCCUGUAUGAGAAGCACAAGGCGUACACAUACGUCGUGGAGUUUGCUCAGCUCGCCUUGCAGUUCGUCAACCGCCAGACCAAAGAUGGGCCGGCAUUCCGGACAGAAGUCCAAAGUCGACUGUUCCAUGGAGCCGUCAGCAUAUCCCACUUUGAUCUGGCACACACGACCUUGGUCACCAUGGCGGACCGCGCACUGCAACGAUCCCUGCUCCGCAUCCUCAUCGAGAAGAUGUGCGAUGGACUUCACAAUUCGGAGCUUGUCGAGCUCCCCUUCCCCAACCUCGAGAACGCCGUCGAUGAUAUUCUGGCCCACAGGUGCCACGACGCAGUCGACAUCGUGACAGACAAGCCGUGGCAUCAGAUCCUCUACGCAUGGCGCAUCAAACGCAACGACUACCGCGGGGCUGCCGCCAUACUUCUCGAUCGCAUACACAAACUACGACAGCGGGCCGAUGCCGACGAGCCCGCCGGGGACGACGUUCUUGACACGGUCAUCACCAGGCAGUACUUGAUGCUGAUCAACGUCCUCAGCUGCGUCGACGAAAAGCAGGCGUGGAUUGCCACGGAAGCGCCGCCAGCCAGUAGUCAUGGUGUGAACGGCUCAUCGGGCUCCUUUGGCAACGGCUUGGGCAAGAGAAAGGUAGUAACGCUGGCAGACAUUCGCCGCGAGUACCAGGCCGAGUUGGAUCGCAUUGCCGCAAUUGGUAAUGACCAGGUGCCGUUCAUGGACGCCGGGGACGAGAUGGAAGUUUUGUGA